AUAUUUGACUUGUUGAUCUCUCGUUUCCAUUCUCAUCUGAUUCAGAUAUAUUAUAUCCCGUCGAAGCCAAUUUCAACGCUUCCACCCUUCCUCCGUCGUCUUCGUAAAUACUAUGGAUGGUGGUUCUGUUCCUCCUCCUCCGAAGGGAUCAUUCGCUCGAAGGUACAAGUACGCCUUGCCUCUUCUCCUCACCGCCGUCGGAGGUUACCUUUUCUUGAGGACCAAGAAAAAGGAAAUAGAUCCUGCAAGUGAAGUGGUUGCUGCUGAAUCAGGUUCAGCCUCUGCAGCUUCUGUUACCAUGGAAAGGCCUGUGUCUUCUGCAGUGGUUGCAGCGCCAGUUGUGAUCAAGACACGUGAGCCAAUACCUGAGAUGCAACAACGUGCGCUCUUCAAAUGGAUCUUGGAGGAGAAAAGGAAAGUGAAACCUAGAAAUGCGGAGGAGAAGAAGAAGAUUGAUGAAGAAAAAGCGAUUCUGAAACAUUUCAUUGGAUCCAAAACCAUUCCUACUCUCUGAUUGUAUUUUCUGUUUCUGUGUUGAUUUGGUUUCAGUUUUUUUUUUCUUAAUUAUUCUUGUGGAUAUCAUAUAUCUUUUGCUUUUGUAAACAGAAAAACAUAAUACUUUGAAUGUUGAAACCAUUAACUUUGAAAUC
Messenger RNA from Raphanus sativus (radish), 650 nucleotides. RefSeq lists its product as uncharacterized. Bases 113 to 514 code for a protein of 133 amino acids. NCBI's taxonomy places the organism in Eukaryota, Viridiplantae, Streptophyta, Magnoliopsida, Brassicales, Brassicaceae. The transcript is spliced from 2 exons. The record is from RefSeq and is a predicted model, not a curated record.